This is a messenger RNA of Perca flavescens (yellow perch), 3939 nucleotides long. It is a transcript of the gene dhx37, whose product is annotated as DEAH (Asp-Glu-Ala-His) box polypeptide 37. Gene Ontology annotation, biological process: maturation of SSU-rRNA from tricistronic rRNA transcript (SSU-rRNA, 5.8S rRNA, LSU-rRNA). The record is from RefSeq and is a predicted model, not a curated record. Gene Ontology annotation, cellular component: intracellular anatomical structure; nucleolus. Bases 166 to 3597 code for a protein of 1143 amino acids. The transcript has 27 exons. Gene Ontology annotation, molecular function: ATP hydrolysis activity; helicase activity; ATP binding. Lineage: Eukaryota; Metazoa; Chordata; Actinopteri; Perciformes; Percidae.
GCGGAACCUUUCUGUGGAGACAACGUUCAGCGCCGGACAGUUUUAACUGAUGGGCCCUCGUAUGUUUACACGUGAGGUUUGUGUAGGGCUGUAUUUUGCAACUUAAAGUGUUUAAAUCUCACAUGCCGUUCUUUAACCAAUUAAAAUAAAAGAUCUCAGUUUAAAAUGGGAAAACAAAGGAAGAAACACAACUGGAAGGGAAGACAGCAAAGUGACACCCAACAACCAGCAGAGGAAGAGAAGACAAACAUUGUUGUGGAACUUCAAGAUGGGGCCAGGCUAAAAGGUGUAGACCAGAGCAACGCUUUGGUCCUCCCAGCCAACAAAGCCAAGAAGAAGAAAGCCUCAGUGACACCUGUCUCCACCAAAAAGCCCCUCACCAAGAAGCAGAGGAAAGAGCUGCAGAAGGUCCUGGAGCGCAAAGAAAAGAAAGCUCAGAGAGCAGACAUCCUGACCAAACUAGCUGAGGUGCAGCUUCCAGAGUCUGAACUUAAGCUGCUGUACACCACGUCCAAACUGGGAACAGGAGAAAAACUUUAUCAGACCAAACAUUUACCAGAGGAAUUAACAGAUGGAGACUUGGGAGCAAAGAUCAGCAGUGUCAGUGGAGCGAACAGAAAAAGAAAAUGGAAAGAGGAGGAGGAGGAUGAAGAAGAGGAACCAAAGGGCGAAGAAAGCAGUGAUCUGGACACCUCUUCUGAUGAGGAGGAGGAGGAGGAACAAGAAGAAGUUGAUGAGACCACAGAGAAGGAGGACAAACAGGAGGUGAAGAGAGAACAACACGAAACAGAACAAAAUGGACAGAAUGAGAAGAUUUCAGAUCCGGAGAAAGUCGAAAACAAGACACCGUUGCAGCCGGCUGUCUUCAUUCCUGUUGACAGAUCACCUGAAAUACAGGAGGCUCGUCUGAAGCUGCCCGUGCUAGCAGAGGAACAGGUCAUCAUGGAGGCUGUGAGAGAGAAUCCCUGUGUCGUAAUCUGUGGUGAGACAGGAAGUGGAAAGACCACUCAAGUGCCUCAGUUCCUGUAUGAAGCCGGCUAUGCCAGUGGCAGUGAAAUAAUUGGAAUCACAGAGCCAAGAAGAGUGGCAGCUGUCAGCAUGUCCCACAGAGUGGCCAAAGAGAUGAACCUGUCCACACGGGUGGUGUCAUACCAGAUUCGAUACGAAGGGAACGUGACCAGUGAUACUAAGAUCAAGUUCAUGACAGAUGGUGUUCUACUGAAGGAGAUUCAGAAGGAUUUCCUGCUCCAGAGAUACAGUGUGAUAAUCAUAGACGAGGCGCAUGAAAGGAGUGUGUACACAGACAUCCUCAUUGGACUGUUAUCUCGUAUUGUCCCGCUCAGAAACAAGAAAGGUAUGCCAAUGAAGCUGCUGGUCAUGUCGGCCACUCUGCGAGUGGAGGACUUCACAGACAACACAAAGCUUUUUCGGACGCCACCGCCCGUCAUCAAAGUGGACGCUCGCCAGUUCCCAGUCACUAUACAUUUCAACAAACGCACCCCGGUGGAGGAUUACACUGGAGAGGUUUUCCACAAAAUCUGCAAGAUCCACCGGAUGCUGCCUCCAGGUGGUAUCCUGGUGUUUCUGACCGGUCAGGCAGAGGUUCACAAUCUGUGUCGAAAACUGAGAAAAGCUUUCCCCUACAGAAAGGGUAACACUGGAGAAGAAGAGGACGAAGAGACCUCAGAGACGAUGAGGAAGUUUAAGAAGGCCAAACAGAAGAAGACUGUCUCUCUGCCCCGGAUCGACCUGGAUAACUACUCUGCUCUCCCGGUGGAUGAAGGGGACGAGGACAGAGAGGCAGGAAUCGGAGACGAGGAGGAUGAAGGCUCUGACCUGGAUAUUGGAGACGAUCCCGCCAGUACAGAGGAAAAGGCUGACCCCUCUAUUCCUCUCUAUGUUCUCCCUCUGUACUCUCUGUUGGCCCCAGAGCAGCAAGCUAAGGUGUUCAGGCCAUCUCCUCCUGGAACUCGUGCGUGUGUGGUAGCCACCAACGUGGCCGAGACGUCUCUGACCAUCCCCGGCAUCAAGUACGUGGUCGACUGCGGUCGAGUUAAGAAACGUUUCUACGACAGAGUAACCGGAGUGUCGUCCUUCAGAGUCACAUGGACUUCACAGGCCUCAGCCAAUCAGAGGGCAGGUAGAGCGGGACGAACGGAGCCGGGACACUGCUAUAGGUUGUACUCGUCUGCAGUAUUUGGAGACUUCAGUUUGUUCUCAGAGGCAGAGAUCACUCGCCGGCCUGUGGAAGACCUGGUUUUACAGAUGAAGGACCUCAACAUAGAUAAGGUGGUCAAUUUUCCCUUUCCCACGUCUCCCUCUGCCGAGGCUCUUGUUGCAGCAGAGCAGUUAUUAGUCUCGUUGGGAGCUCUGAAAGAGCCGCCUCGCACCGGAAGGGUGAAAGAGAUGGAGCAAGCGAGGCUGAGCUGUCCCAUCACUCCCCUGGGCAGAGCAAUGGCUUCGUUCCCUGUGGCUCCGCGUUACGCUAAAAUGUUAGCUCUUGGUAGGCAGCAGGAUUGCCUGCCUUACGUCAUUGCUGUGGUAGCAGCCAUGACAGUUCGGGAGAUCUUCGAAGACCUUGACAGACCUGCGCGUAGUGAAGAUGAGAGCUCCAAACUCACCCAGCGUCGAGCUCGGCUGACCCAAAUGAGGAGGUUGUGGGCUGGGCAAGGAGCAUCGCUCCUGCUGGGGGACCUCAUGGUCAUGCUGGGUGCUGUUGGUGCUUGUGAAUUUGCUGGUUGUACUCCUAAGUUUUGCGAGGAGAACGGCCUGAGGUAUAAAGCCAUGGUGGAGAUCAGGAGGCUCAGAGGACAACUUACCAACGCAGUAAAUGCAGUGUGUCCAGAGGUGGGAGUAUUUGUGAAUCCCAAGAUGACACCGCCGACAGAACACCAGGUGGUUUGCUUGCGGCAGAUUGUUCUGGCCGGACUGGGAGACCAUCUUGCAAGGCGUGUACAGGCAGAAGAUAUACUGGACCCAAAAUGGAAGAAUGGAUACAAGACUCCUCUUCUGGACGACCCUGUGUACAUUCAUCCCACCUCCACGCUGUUCAAAACGCUGCCAGACUUCAUUGUCUACCAGGAGAUCAUGGAGACCACCAAGAUGUACAUGAGAGGUGUGUCAGCAAUAGAAGCAGAGUGGAUCCCUGAACUCCUGCCUCAGUAUUGUCAUUUCGGCUCCCCUCUGGAGUCGCCCUCACCGUGGCUCUGUUCGUCCACCGGCACCAUCAGAUGUCACCGCUCAAGCACCUUCUUCCGUGUAGGUUGGCAGCUGCCAGCAUUGGAGAUGGAAUAUCCAGACGACAUUGAGCGUUAUAAACUGUUUGCCAGGUUUCUGCUUGAGGGACAGGUUUGUCCUAAACUAAAGAAACACAGCGGUUACCUUCUCUCAAACCCAUCCAUCAUGCAGAAAACCUGGGCAAAGCUGCAGCCCAGGACAGAGGCUUUGCUGGGAGUGCUGUUGUCAAAAAGGGUUGACUGCAGAGAUGCCCUCCUCUCUGUCUGGAAAACUGAAGAUAAAUUUCUGUUGUCUGCAUACUGCCAGUGGUUACCUGAAGCCAUGCAUCAAGAAGUAGCCAAAAGUUGGCCUCCGAUAUGAAGGCUUAUAUCAACAACAAAAAAAGACAUAACAUUUUAUUACACGCUUGAUCAGACUUGUGUUAAUCUACAGAUUCAUCACACUCCCUUCCAUCAUCCUCAACCCCUACUAUUUAACAUCAAAUGGCUUCUUCAGACCUUAGGAUUUUGAUCAUGUUCUCUCAAAGUGCAACUACAAAAUCACAACACUGCCUUUUCUCAGUUUUGUAUUUUAAAUACUGUAUCUGUAACUUGUACAGUUUUCAACUAGAGCUCUAAAAUGACUUUUAACUUAUCAGUUUGUUGCUGUCAGUUAUGUCUGAUUUGGUCUUCAUAAGACUCAUUAAAACUGGCUCUGAUUAAG